Nezara viridula (southern green stink bug) is the source of this 979-nucleotide messenger RNA. NCBI's taxonomy places the organism in Eukaryota, Metazoa, Arthropoda, Insecta, Hemiptera, Pentatomidae. The record is from the annotation of a GenBank genome assembly.
CUAUUUUUAUCUGUAAGUUAUUUUGAAAGUGGUUUCGUUGACCUAUUUUAGCGUGAUAUCAACCUUUUAGGUUUGAUUACUUUUGAUAUUGUAUGUGUCUUGAGCUUGUUGAAUGUCCCCUUUACGCUUGAUAGCUAGAAGAUUAGUAAAUAUACCAAACUUUAACAAUAAACGAUUUGGUAGCAUUUUGAAGGACCAGUUAGUGCUUAAAAGGAUUACUCCCAGUAUUUCUACUUCUUUUGGUAUUAAAAAAAUAAAUUUCUGUACGAUGGCGGAUGGUGGAAAUAUUCCUACUAAAGAAGAACUAUCAACAAAAUUGACCCCUCUUCAGUAUCAUGUAACUCAGGAAAAGGGUACAGAGAGACCGUUUACUGGAGAGUAUGACAAGAAAUUCGAUGAAGGUACUUACAGCUGCAUUGUUUGUGGUCAGUAUCUCUUUUCUUCUAACACUAAAUAUGACUCAGGAUGUGGCUGGCCAGCAUUUAAUGAUGUCUUGGAAAAAGGUCGAAUCAAACUUUUACCUGAUACUUCCGGAGUUGGAGGCAACCUACUGUUAUUGAUCGCAAACCCAGGUCGUAUACGGACUGAAGUGCAGUGUUCCCGAUGCAGUGCUCAUUUAGGCCAUGUUUUCGACGACGGGCCUAAGCCGACUGGAAAGAGAUAUUGCAUCAAUAGUGCUUCCAUUAGCUUCCUUCCAGGAGGAAAAGAGAAAUCAACUUAAAACAAAACCAUAGGAGCUUAUAAACUUUUUUUUCCAACUAAAUAAAUCUAUUUGUAAACCAAUUUAGAAUUAUUUUGUUGAAAUAGUUGUGGGUAGGUGGAUGCAGUAAUUAUCGUAAUCAGCUUGCAACUAAAGUCACCGUUUUCAAUCAUGCUAAUUAAACUUUGCAUUGAAUAUUUAUUCUUUUACUAACUAUUUCGUUAUUUAUGUUCUUGUAUGUAAAAGUAUAAAUUAUGUGUUACCAUAAGAGAUUAGGAC